GCCACGGCAUAUUUUUCAUCCGAAACGACGCGAACAUAUUCCGAUUCUGCCGAAGCAAAUGUCACAAGCACUUUAAGGCCAAGCACAACCCACGCAAGGUCAAAUGGACUAAAGUCUACAGAAAGGAAAGGAACAAGGAGUUGAAUGAAGACAAAACAUUUGAGUUCGAAAGGAUCAGAAGUGAGCCAGUAAAAUACGAUCGAGAUUUGUACAUAAAAACAGUUAACGCUAUAAAACAAAUCGAUAAAAUCAAGGAGGCCAGAAAAAUGAGAUUUUACAAGAGCAGGAUUCAAGAAGUAUCGGAGAAAAAAAUUAACUUAUCGUUAAAUUACAUUAAGAAGAACCCAGCUCUUUUGAGGAACACCGAAUUUGAGGGUGUGCUUGGCGAACUGAUGAAGGAACAGCCGAGUGAGGAUGUGGACUUCACCCUUGUUAAGGGUACUUUUGACCAGGAGGAACUCAUUACGAAGGACGUGCAGGAGAUGGGUCAGAAGCUCUGCGCUGAUGUUACUUCGAUUAGGGACAUACAGGUGAGGCGUCGCGCGAGGAAAAAUAAAAUAAAGU
Molecule: messenger RNA, 564 nt
Organism: Plasmodium cynomolgi strain B
Lineage: Eukaryota; Apicomplexa; Aconoidasida; Haemosporida; Plasmodiidae
Product: 60S ribosomal subunit protein L24
Exons: 1
Biological process (GO): ribosomal large subunit biogenesis
Cellular component (GO): nucleolus
Source: RefSeq, a predicted model, not a curated record